GGUAGAAUGAGCUGGAGUUAGUUGCGUUUGAAGGCCGGAGUGAAAUGGAAGUAGAGUCAGAAGUAAAGCACCUGAGGCUAUGAGACAAGGCAUUCCGGUGAUUGGAGAACAAUCAUGAGGAUAAUGUUGGUGGAGUCGCUGUGGCAAUAGUUCUAAUGGAACUUUUAUUAGAAGCGCAGCAGCAGCAUCCAAAAUCCGAGGAGCGCACAAGAUCUAGGAGGAUCCAGUCAGCAGUUUGUUGCUCCUCUUCCUCUAUCCUACCUGUUGCACUGUUUACCAUUCACGAUUUUUGGAGCAGAGCAGAGCGAACAUCGAUUGUCGAACAAAAGACUUUUAUCACUGUUCCAGUUAUCCGGUUUCUUUGUUGGUGCUUUACACGUUAGUUUGAUAGAAUAUUAUGGUGCUUUUUAGUUAAAUCAAAUAGAGAUGGCGUCGCCAGUUCCUAUAACGGAGAUCGAGGCUCUUCACAGGAAGGUGCUUCUCGACAGUUUGACCAGUUACCAGACCUCCAACGUCUUCACCGACGUGACUUUAAUCGUAGAUGGCAACAGUUUUAAAGCGCACAAGUUGAUCUUGGCUUCGUGCAGUUAUUACUUCCAAUCGAUGUUCAUGGAUGAAAUGCUGGAGGCUAAGGAGAAUGUAGCUCACAUCCAGGGUAUCUCAGCUAGUGGUCUUUCCAUACUGCUGAACUACAUGUACACCUCGAAGCUUGAAAUAACCGAUCUCAACGUACAAGAUAUUCUUGCCACAGCUGUAUACACUCAAGUCUAUCCAGUCGUUCAAGCAUGCAAGCAAUACUUGAAGCUCAGUUUGGAUGUGGAAAACUGCACGGAUAUCGCAACCAUCGCGGAUAACUACUGCUUGAAUGACCUGAAGAUGGACGUCUUCAAUUUCGUUAGUUCUUCCUUCAUCGAAGUGGCCAAGACCAAGGACUUUCAUAGACUGAGCCCCGAGCAAAUCCAGUACGUCGUUUCAAGAGAUGUGCCUAUAAAUGUAACAGAACUUAAAUUCCUCCAAUACAUACUGCUCUGGUUUUUCAAGGGCAACCACAAUGAGAUUAAAAGUAAAUUAUCUCACGCUGAAAACAUAUUGAAGCACAUUAGGUUUUUUGAGAUAAUCCCGUCGCGGCUCAAAGGAAUGUUGGACGUCCUCUUCGUGGAGCGCAACAAGCUGAACGAUCCUCUCUACGAAAUCAUAAUGAGGAUAUCUCAUCAACCCGAGAACAGUUUGAGGGUGCCUCUCUUAAAGAACAGUUUCAGCACCAGAGGAAUGCAGUUGGCUUUAGUUAAAGUCGGUGGUUUCGGUAUGAACGGCCUCACCAACGAUAUCAAUUAUAGUUUCAUCGAUGAGAGACAUUGGCGGCAUCUGACUGUGAUACCUCACGUGGAGCAGUGCAAUUACGGGACGGCCGUCCUCAACAACGAGCUAUACGUGAUCGGAGGUUGCUUCAAUCAAUCGCUGCAGGAGGUGAUUCAUCCAUUUGGAUUUAAGUUCAACCCUUACACGAAGAGUUGGCAGAAGAUUCGGUCCAUGAUGUUGGAGAGGUGUCGCUUCACCUUGAACGUACUGAACAAUAAGCUUUACGCAGUCGCCGGGGCUACGGAAAGCGGAAACGGUUUCGAUCUUGAGGCUACGAAAACCGCAGAAUGCUAUGAUUUGAAUAGAGGUGCUUGGAGCUGCAUUGAAAGUCUUCCUGAGUGCAGGCAACAGCACGCUGCUGUUUCCUACUCGCACAUGGGGAAAAAUAUGCUGUUCGUUUCUGGUGGUCUGCACAAGGAUCGGGUCAUAGCUUCGAUGUUCGUUUAUACCGAAGAGAAGAACAGUUGGAGUUCUUGCGCUCCGCUGUUGACGCCGAGAGCUGAUCACUUCAUGGUUUGCUACAAUUACAAGCUUUACGUCUGCAGCGGUUGGAGGGAGGAUCCGAAUGCUCCGCAACUCAGGAUACAGGUGGCCACGAUCGAUGCUUAUGACCUGAUCACGAACACCUGGAGCUUCGUCACGAACGUGCCUACACCUAGGUACCAUACGGGCGUUGUUGCUCACGAUUCGAAGAUCUACUUUAUCGGAGGUUUUCAUAAUGAUGCCAUGUUUCAUAAAGACACCGCGGCCAUCGAAUGCUACGACAUCCUCACGGACACCUGGACCAAAGGGGACAAGCAUUCCCAAGACUUCUGGGAACACAACUGCGUCAUGCUCUACGUACCCAAGCAGCACUCAGAUUCAAAGACAUGACAAUACUUAAACGUAAUUUAUAUCUAUGCCUUCCAUUUUUUAUUAUUAUUUAUAAUUUAUACUUUUAAUAUAUAA
Nicrophorus vespilloides is the source of this 2307-nucleotide messenger RNA. RefSeq names its product kelch-like protein 12. The transcript has 3 exons. Lineage: Eukaryota; Metazoa; Arthropoda; Insecta; Coleoptera; Silphidae. Gene Ontology annotation, molecular function: protein binding. Bases 427 to 2232 code for a protein of 601 amino acids. The record is from RefSeq and is a predicted model, not a curated record.